AUGCACCAGUCAACCUCUGCAGUAGAUUUCAAAAAUCUGCUGAACCCCGAGACGCCCUCCACCCAGCCUGAUAUCUCCAGUCCGUCGGCCUCCACGUCCGCCACCAACACCUCGAUGGCCGCUGCCACAGUCCAACCCGUCGGUCUCAUGGGCUCAAUGCUUCAGAACGCGCAGCCUCACCAGGAGGACCACCGGCAGGACCUGCCGCGUCCCUACAAGUGCCCGCUCUGCGACAAGGCCUUCCACCGCCUUGAGCACCAGACCCGCCACAUCCGCACCCACACGGGCGAGAAGCCCCACGCCUGCCAGUUCCCCGGCUGCACCAAGCGCUUCUCCCGUUCUGACGAGCUCACCCGUCACUCGAGGAUACACAACAACCCCAACUCGCGCCGGGGCAACAAGCAGCAUGCCGCCGCCGUCGCCGCCGCCCAGGCCGUGGCCAGCGGUGGAAUGCUCGACAGCGCUCAGAUCUCGCACAUGAUGCCCCCGCCCUCGAAGCCCAUCUCCCGCUCCGCGCCUGGCUCGAACCUUGGCUCGCCCAACGUCUCUCCCCCGCACUCUUACUCCAGCUACUCCAACCUCCCCGGCCUGGCCGCGUACAACAGGUCGAACCCGACCAGCUCCAUGGGCAUCCUGGCCACGGCUGCCUCUCAGGUCGAGCAGCAGCAGCAGCAGCACGCUCCUUCCUUCCCUUCGAGACCGAGCCACUUCGGCUCGCACCAGCACUACAACAACAACGGCCGUCUUCCUGGCGUCACCGGACUGGCCGCCUAUGCCUACUCGUCGCAGCCCAUGUCUCGCUCGCACUCGCACGAGGAGGACGACCAGUACGCACACCGUAUGACGAAGAAGUCUCGCCCUGGAUCGCCCUUGUCGACCGCGCCGCCCUCGCCAACUUUCUCACAUGACUCGUAUUCCCCCACGCCUGACCACACGCCGCUCGCUACCCCUGCGCACUCGCCGCGCCUCCGGCCACACGGCCUGCACGACGUGCAGCUUCCUCACAUCCGCCACCUUUCGCUCCAGCACGUCCCCGCCCUCGCCCCCAUGGAGCCUUCGGCAAAUGGCGAGGUCCCCUACAUCCCCAGCCAGACGGGCGGUCUCAGGAUAGGCGACAUCAUCUCGAGACAGGACGGCUCUCAAAGAAAACUGCCCGUUCCGCCCGCGCCCAAGGUGGCUGUCCAGGACCUGCUGAACACCGGCAGUGGCUUCUCCUCAGGCAGCAACUCUGCGACUGGAUCGGUCGCCGGCAACGAUCUCGGCGAUCGCUAUUGA
This is a messenger RNA of Diplodia corticola, 1275 nucleotides long. RefSeq names its product dna-binding protein crea. Gene Ontology annotation, cellular component: cytoplasm; nucleus. Bases 1 to 1275 code for a protein of 424 amino acids. Lineage: Eukaryota; Fungi; Ascomycota; Dothideomycetes; Botryosphaeriales; Botryosphaeriaceae. The transcript has a single exon. The record is from RefSeq and is a predicted model, not a curated record. Gene Ontology annotation, molecular function: RNA polymerase II cis-regulatory region sequence-specific DNA binding.